AUGAGUCAAGAUCUGGAGUCUGGACAUGAAGGCUAUGCUCUCCAAGACAGGAGCAGUAUGGCUACAGUUCUCAGCAAACGUCGAAAAAUCGAUCAGGAGCUAUCCCAGGUGAAAAGAAAGCAAGAACAACUCCAGCCUAUCCAGCAGGCUCUGUUUGACUCAACAACGUCGAGAGAUGACCACACAUCCCGUGUCCAGGUGGACUCUUUAGAGUCUGAGAUCACUGAAUGUUUCCGUCGAGCACGCUCUCUGGCUGCAGAUGCAAAAAGUGUGUCGGAUAUGUCUAACCCACGGAUACAUGAGCAACUCACAUACAUGAGUGAGAAUAUAAGACGGCAUAUCGAAGAGUAUCGUAGGGUACAAAGAGCCUUCGCGACACAGCUUGAGACGCAGGUGCGACGUCGCUAUGGCCUUGUUCAUCCUGAAGCCUCGGAGGAGGAUAUCGAAAAUGGUGUGCAGAAUAUCCUCUACGGAGACGAGCAGGCUUUUCAGGUUCAGGGUAUGCGAAGUGCCAAAGCUAAUGAGGCUCGAGAUGCUGUUCUUCAACGAUCCACUGCUAUUCGCAAGAUCGUGGAGGAUCUGCAGAGUCUCAAUGAGUUGUUUGAAGAAGUCGGUGAGCUCGUUGAGAUGCAUCAGGUUCCUCUUGAGAAUACGGUGAAGAAUGUGGAAAAUACUGUGGAAAAUUACCAGAAAUCGACGAAGCUUUUGGAUCGCGCGAUUAUCAGUGCACGGAAUGCGAGGAAGUAUAAGUGGUGGAUCCUGCUAGUCUGUGUUUUGAUUGUUGCCAUCAUUGUGGCCGUGGUUGUGGCCUGGUGCAAGAUCAACAACAAAUGCUGA
Molecule: messenger RNA, 837 nt
Organism: Penicillium angulare
Lineage: Eukaryota; Fungi; Ascomycota; Eurotiomycetes; Eurotiales; Aspergillaceae
Product: SNARE domain protein
Exons: 4
Coding region: 1-837 (278 amino acids)
Biological process (GO): exocytosis; intracellular protein transport; vesicle fusion
Cellular component (GO): plasma membrane; endomembrane system; SNARE complex
Molecular function (GO): SNARE binding; SNAP receptor activity
Source: RefSeq, a predicted model, not a curated record